Morchella importuna is the source of this 507-nucleotide messenger RNA. RefSeq lists its product as uncharacterized. The transcript is spliced from 4 exons. Bases 1 to 507 code for a protein of 168 amino acids. The record is from RefSeq and is a predicted model, not a curated record. NCBI's taxonomy places the organism in Eukaryota, Fungi, Ascomycota, Pezizomycetes, Pezizales, Morchellaceae.
AUGGGUUCCGGAAACAGUAAACCAACAGAGCACGUCUUUUACGGCGAGACGCCUGUGCGAUUUUCAAACGAUCUCGUCGAGUCGUUGCAGUCCUCUUCCGAGACCGACUCCACUCGCGAGAAAACCCUCGAGCUACACAUCCAGUCCCGUGUCGAGUCUGAGCUCCAACGCCUCCAGCAGCGCGAAUCGCAGAUUCUCAACGACCUUGAAGAGAAGCUUACGGCCGAAGACAAGAAGCACGGCAGCGCAGAAAAAAACCCUGGGAGGAAAAAGGUCCAGGCAGAGCUAGAUGCGCUGAGGCAAAGACUGAAUGGUAUCCCGAAGGUGCAUGAGCUGGACAAGGAUGUGGAGAAAGCCAGGGACGAUGUUAUUAAAUGUUUGCGAUCACAUGACCGGACACCUCUGGACUGUCACCGAGAGGUAGACGAGUUUAAAGCCCAGACCCGAAGGCUAGAGAGGCAAUUUGUUGUAAGGACAGUUGGUAGAGAUUUCCCGGCAGGCCACUAG